Molecule: messenger RNA, 2646 nt
Organism: Oryzias latipes (Japanese medaka)
Lineage: Eukaryota; Metazoa; Chordata; Actinopteri; Beloniformes; Adrianichthyidae
Gene: slain1a
Product: SLAIN motif family, member 1a
Biological process (GO): positive regulation of microtubule polymerization; cytoplasmic microtubule organization; microtubule nucleation
Cellular component (GO): microtubule plus-end
Source: RefSeq, a predicted model, not a curated record
GAAUCUGGACACCUUCUCAUUUUUGAGCACAACACCCCCGCAGACAGACACACACGGCCAGGCCGUUGCUUCCCGCGCCCCUCCGUCCAUCCAUGUGCGCGUUCCCAAAUGGAGGCAGAGGUGCUGAACCCCCGGAGGACGGCCGCCGACGUAAACGGCAACAGCAGCAUCUCCGGCGCGGAGCUGGAGGUGCUGAAGCUCCAGGAGCUGGUCCGCAAAUUGGAGAAGCAGAACGAACAAUUGCGGAGCCGCGCGAACGCCGUAAACAAUUGUCCCGUCGGCCCCCGCUUCCAGACGCCGCCGCCGUUGUGUCUGCUGCGCGCGGCCGCGGCGGACGAGCCGUUCGCCUAUUUCCAGCCGAGCUCGGAACCCGCAGACGCCGCGGAGGACGGAGGCGCCACCGCCGGGGCUGCGGAGACGCUUUGGGAUGAGCUGGAAGUGUUGGACCUCCAGAAGCUGCCAGUCGGAGAGCCGGACAGCUGGUUGUAUGUGAGUCCUAAAGCUAAGAUGCAGAGUGAAAGUGCCCUAAGUCCUCUCCAGUGGUGCAGGCAGGUCCUGGACCACCCUGGGCCUGAAGUGGAACUAGCAAAGAUGACUUUCUGCCACAGACUGGAUCAAGCGAGGCGGAGCCGAGGACUCUCCUCCAUCCGUCCCUACAGCUGCAUUGAGGGGCUCUCCUCCCUCAGCUUCCCCAACCUGCCUUACACUAAACCUGCUGCACUAACUGAGACCCCAGCCCCUCUGUUGUCGUCUGGCCAAUCAUUUCUCCAGCCGACUGUCCUCUCUAGAAGCAGCUGCAGCCUCAGUGACAGAGCGCCCACCUUCUUAUCAAGCUCCACACCUCACAACACGGGGCGGCGGCAUGCCGCCAUCACGCCUCAGUCUUCCCUGGACAGUGAAGCGGGUGUGUCAGAGCUGGAGGACGAGUCGAUCUCGAUGAGCUACAAGCUGCAGGACAUGACUGACGUGGAGGUCAUGGCUCGUCUACAGGAAGAGAGUCUUCGACAAGACUUUGCCUCUACCUCCUCUACCGCCCCAUCCAGCCGCCGCAGAUCCAGCUUCUCCUUACAGUCCCUCAGGCGUCACGAUUUGGACCUGGAAGAGGAGGAUGAAGAGGAUGAGAGCUACGACCAGCUCCCUCCGCCUCAGCCUCGACUCUUUCGCACAGGGUCUAUGCAGCGGGUCAGCCUGCCCCAUUCUCACACCUUCUCCAGCAUCAGAGACUGCAGACGCAUUUCUGCCACUCCUCAUUAUUCGCACAGUGGGCUCUCUCAGUUCUCUGGACCCUCCAGUCUGAUUACAGAAGCACACACAGCAUACAGAAGCAGCACAGACAAGCUACGGAGAAGCAUGCCCAACCUGAUGCGAGCUCCCAGCAUGCCAAGUGUUCCCAGUAUUCCCUGCGUGGCCUCCCCUUCCACCCCGCCCUCCCACGGCCCCUCCUCUUUACCAGCGAUGCCCUCCAUGCGGAGCAGCCAGAGCUUUGACUCCUCCAGCGGCUUCGCACGUCUCCAGUCCUCCAUUCCGCCUCCAGGCCCGCUCAGCCAGCGAGUCCAGAGUGUGGGGAACUUCCCCACCGCUCCACGGCACCCUUUGAAAGCCACGGCUUACGUCAGCCCCACCGUGCAGCAGGGGCCCGCCCCCACCUGCCUGUCCUCCUCCAGCAGCUUCAACUGCAUCAGCAGCGCCACCGCCACGAGUCACCCCCUCAAACCCGGCAGCAGCUUGCUCCCACAGCCGAUGAAGGGCAGCUUCAUCCAGUCCUCCGCCCCCCGCAGUUCCCUCCCCCGCCCAGCCUCUUUCAUCGCAGGUGCACCUCCACGUGCGAGUAAAAUCUCACAGCCCACUCGGAGUUUGCUGACUCCUCCAAAGAGCCUGGCUGCCCUGAGCGCCCUGAGGGACGGCAGCUGGAAAGAUGGAUGCUACUGAGCCCAGACCAGCCACAGUGUGAGGACACUGCAGGGGAUCGCACGGACUUUAAUGUUGCUGCCAGGAAAGCCCGGAGAGAAAAAAAAAGACUGUUAUUGAAAUGAAGGGAAGUUUCCUUUACUGAAGGACGAAGAACUGAGGUCCAGCUGGCUGGAUCUGCACCAUCCUGUUUGUAACUAAGAUCAACGCAAAAUGACAACUGGCAAUACUUUCAUAAUCAUUUUCUAAAUUUGAAAUAGGUUCUCUGGAAUGUUUUUUUUCUGUUGUUGUUGUUUCAUCAUUGUGAAUGCAAUUUAAUUAAGUGACAUAUAAAAUAAAUCUCGUAAUAAAAGUUUGUAAAAACAGACAUUGCUUUUGCAUAUGCUUUCAAUUAUUCCAUCUGCUGACUGUUUUUUCUUUUUCUUCAUUUUUUCUGCUGAAUUCUGAUGUUGAAUGUGAGGUUAACCUGAAACAGGAAGUGGGAUUUCACCUGAGCCUGAGUUAAACUUUGCAGCACUUUGGGUUGAAAUGUAAAGAAAUGCAUUCAAGAUCUGCUUUGUUUGUUCCGACAAGGAUGCUAAAGAAAACGAUAUCAUAUGUAUAGUUUCCUUCAAUUUGUAACGUUCUUUUGAGCAACAUAACAGCUGCAGUCAAAUUGCAAACAGCCUCACGCAUUUCAUGGAUGAUAGGAAAGUUAAAGAGACAAUAUUUUUCAAACCAAUAAAGCUUUUCAGAGCA